Helianthus annuus (common sunflower) is the source of this 2373-nucleotide messenger RNA. RefSeq lists its product as uncharacterized. The transcript has 3 exons. Gene Ontology annotation, biological process: telomere maintenance; DNA repair. Gene Ontology annotation, molecular function: DNA helicase activity. The record is from RefSeq and is a predicted model, not a curated record. The coding region runs from base 1 to 2373 and encodes 790 amino acids. NCBI's taxonomy places the organism in Eukaryota, Viridiplantae, Streptophyta, Magnoliopsida, Asterales, Asteraceae.
AUGCAUGCACUAACAACUUCCAUUGAUUCAGAUGGAUUUCCCUUAUAUAGAAGAAGAGAUUCGGGUCACACAGUUGUGAAGAAAGGUGUUACAUUGGACAAUAGGAGCGUCGUUCCAUACAACAAAAAGCUUCUUAAAAGAUAUCAGGCGCACAUCAAUGUCGAGUGGUGCAAUCAGGGUGGUUCAAUUAAGUAUUUGUUUAAAUACAAUAAUAAAGGACCAGACAGAGCGACUGUUGUUGUUGUUGAUUCAGAUAAAGGAACUGAAGAGGAGAUCUCCAAAGAUGAAAUUCAUGAAUAUUAUGAUGCUAGAUAUGUUUCCGCAUGCGAAGCAAGCUGGAGAAUAUUUGCCAAUGAGGUUCAUUAUAGGUAUCCGUCUGUUAUGAGAUUACCUUUUCAUCUUCCAAACCAACAAAAUGUUGUAUUCAGUGGUGAAGAUGAUAUCGAAGAUGUCCUAAACAAACCUCAAGUAAAUUCCUCAAUUUUUCUAGGAUGGAUGAACAUGAACAACGAUUCUGAACCUGAAGCAAGGGAACUUACUUAUGUUGAGUUUCCAGGAAAAUAUGUCUGGAAGUUAAAGGGUAGGUGUUGGCAGCCGCGUAAAACUCAUGUUUCGGUUGGGAGAAUUUAUUCUGUGUCUCCUUCUCUGGGUGAGGCUUAUUUCCUAAGAAUUCUUCUCACUAAAGUUAGAGGACCACGAUCCUUUGAAGAAAUCCGAACCUAUGAUGGUGUUGUGUAUCCUACCUUUAGAGAUGUGUGUUAUGCACGUGGGCUGUUAGACGAUGACAAUGAAUAUAUUGAGUGUAUUAAAGAAGCCAGUUUCACAGGAAAUGACGAACGUAUAAAGAAUAUAAUGUUGUCUAAAAUUGAAAAAUAUCUUCUUCGUAAUGGUUCAAGUUUGCGCAGAUUCUCACCAAUGCCUGUUCCUGACGAUGAGUCUGUAAUAUACGAGAGCAACCAUCUAAUAAACGAGGAGAUUUCUUGGGACACUGAUCAACUUAGUGAUGAGUUCAAUAAUCUUCAUAGCUCUUUUAAUGAUGAUCAAAGAGCAGUGUUUAAUGAGAUUAUGGAUGCUGUUCGAAGUGGGAAUGGUGGUGUUUUUUUUAUGUACGGUUACGGUGGUACAGAUAAGACCUUUCUGUGGAAAACAUUAGUUGCUUGCAUUAGAUGCAAUGGACAGAUUUUUAUUAAUGUUGCUUCAAGUGGUAUUGCAUCAUUGUUGUUGUCACGAGGUCGUACGGCACAUUCACGAUUUCAUAUUCCAAUUAAUCUUAAUGAAGAUUCGGUUUGCCAUAUUAAACCUAAUACUGAAAUCGCUAAUCUUCUAAACGAAGCCAAGUUGAUUAUUUGGGAUGAAGCGCCAAUAGUACACAAACAUGCUUUCGAGGCUCUUGACCGUACAUUGAAGGAUGUUUUGAGUGUUGGUGAUUCACGAAAUUCUGAAAUUCCAUUUGGUGGAAAGGCUAUUGUCUUUGGUGGUGACUUUAGACAAAUCCUACCGGUUGUUCAAAAUGGAAGCAAGCAAGACAUCGUACACGCCUCUUUAUGUUCAUCCUACAUUUGGUCGAGUUGCAAGGUGUUAAAAUUGACAAGGAACAUGCGUUUAUCUGUUGGAGCCAGUAGCUCAAACAUACAGGAGAUACACGAGUUUGCUAAAUGGCUUCUUGAAGUUGGCGAAGGCAAUGUUGGUGAUGGUAACGAUGGCGAGGCAACUAUAGAAAUACCAAACGAUCUUUUAAUAACUGAUUCAACUGAUCCAAUUCAAAGUUUGAUCGACUUUGUAUAUCCUUCAGUUCUUGACCGUUUUAAAGAUCGAGACUACUUUUGUGAGAGAGCCAUACUCGCGCCUAAGAAUGAAGUUGUUCAUGGUAUCAAUGAUCGUUUGCUUGCAUUGUUUCCCGGUGAAGAAGUAGAGUAUCUUAGCUCGGAUAGAUUACCAAAUCAUAGAUUGGUAUUAAAGUUGGGUGUUCCAGUGAUGCUUUUGAGGAAUAUUGAUCAGCAAAACGGUUUAUGUAAUGGUAUGCAUCUUCAAAUUACACAUCUUGGUAAACGUGUUAUCGAGGCUGAGAUAUUAUCGGGAGGUAAUGUUGGUUUAAGAACUUACAUUCCAAGAAUUAACAUGAUACCGUCUGACAAGAAAAUACCCUUCAAGUUUCAACGGAGGCAGUUUCCAAUAAGCGUAUGCUUUGCGAUGACUAUUAACAAAAGUCAAGGACAAUCUCUAUCAAGAGUCGGUCUUUACUUGAGAGACCCUGUAUUUUCACAUGGCCAAUUGUAUGUUGCGUUGUCGAGAGUGAAGACUAAAGAUGGCGUCAAGCUUUUAGUAUUUGACAAGGAUGGAAAGCCGACAAAUAAAACGACGAACGUAGGUUAA